Messenger RNA from Medioppia subpectinata, 1686 nucleotides. NCBI's taxonomy places the organism in Eukaryota, Metazoa, Arthropoda, Arachnida, Sarcoptiformes, Oppiidae. The record is from the annotation of a GenBank genome assembly.
AUGUGUUCGCCGGCGGACGACAGCCAAGCGUUGACUUAUGAGUCGAUAUUUGAGUCGUUUGUCCGCCAAAAGACAUUCAAAUGCCAUUACGACGGAUGCGACAAAGGGUUCGCCACUCAAAGCCGAUUGGAUUCGCAUAUAAGCAAAAGACAUGCCAUCGAUGGCAGCGCACAGUCCGAAGAACCGAUCGGCGGAUCAUCUCAUGUCAGAAACCAGUCAUUAAGUGCAACAGUGAGACAAUCGGUGGACAACACUUGCGAUACUACUUCACCCGAUGGCCACCAACUGAGGCCAACAAUCACUACCACUAGUCAUACAUUCCCAUCGAUAACAAGCACUUCCGAUACCAAACAUGAGCCUCAGAUCUCAACAAUCAGUACAACAUUCCCUUCAUUUCCAGACAUAAUAACCACAACCACUACUACUUCCAGUGCCGACAGACAAUCGGCAGACAUUAAGUACAAUAACAGUUCUUCAGCCGAUAUCAGAGGCCAACCGUUGACGACAUCACUUGAUGUCAUUUAUCAGACUUCAAACGCGACAACAGUGACCACUUCCAGCGCCGACAGCCAAUUGGAGGACAUUACUAGCGAUAAUGAUUCGGAUUCUGAUAUCGAACUCAUUGGUAGAGUUCCGGCGCCCAAACGGCCCGCACGUAACCGAUCGCCCGUUGAUAUCAAGCCAUCGCUCAUAGACUCCAUACCUCUGGUGCCGGAAAUAAUCAACAAAGCGCCCGAAGCGGUAAUAACGCUGACCGGCGCUGGCAAUGAGCUAAUCCGUGACAUCGCGCCCGGCAUACGGGUGGUCAAGAAGCGUAAGGCACCCAUAGAUCCACGACUGGCCCCUAAAACUACCAGAAAAACUGCAACCGACCUGAUCCCAUGGCACCUGUGCCCAUACAUGGGCUGCCUCCAGACAUUUAAGACCAAAACAUUACUGUCCACUCAUCAAGCGUUGGCGCACCUGAAGCCCACGCCCACCACCGCUGAGAAACCCUCACCAGACCUGAUCCCGUGUCCAUACAUUGUCUGUCGGGAGAGAUUCAACUCGCAAUCAUCAGUGACUACUCAUCUACAGUGCGCCCACUCGACACAUCGGUGGUCGGCCGGUCAGCCGGCGGCCUUGUGGUGCCAUAUGUGCGGACUCAAUUAUACGACACUACUGGCCCUCAAUCGGCACCAGGCGUCGGCGCACCCGCCGGGGUCUACCCCUGUGCCCACCCCUAAGCACAUAGUGGAUGAGUACUACCACUGCCCGUACGUCGGGUGUAACGAGAACUAUAGGACCCGGUUAUUGGUGUUCAUUCACAUGCAGAACACCCACUCGUACGGCACUAUCAACGACUGGUCGGCCUGUGAUCUCCCAGCGGCCACUUAUCUGUGCGAUAAAUGCGAUCUUAAGUACCGGACAUUACUGCACAUUCGCCUACACCGGGCGUUGGCCCACCCGACGGCACCCGAGCUCAAUGUGGCCAACAAUAACAGCGGUGGCUUCGCGUGCGAGAAGUGCCACAAGAGUUUCAAUAGGAUUGUGCCGUUUAUGGCCCACGAGUGCAACGACUACCCGCCAAAAGCUAAACCCAAACCCACGCCAAACCUCGGCCGACACAUACCCUGUGACGCGUGCGGCAAACUGUUUGGCUCCGACUCCGCCCUACAAAACCAUAAAAAGGAUAAAAAGCAUUGA